Messenger RNA from Coffea arabica (coffee), 1489 nucleotides. RefSeq lists its product as uncharacterized. NCBI's taxonomy places the organism in Eukaryota, Viridiplantae, Streptophyta, Magnoliopsida, Gentianales, Rubiaceae. Gene Ontology annotation, molecular function: metal ion binding. The record is from RefSeq and is a predicted model, not a curated record.
CACUAGAAAGCAGACAAUCUUGAUAAUGGCAUCAAAAUGCAACGCCCCUUUCAUUUCAUUUCCACCCUCCUUCCAUGCUAGUACUGCAUGCUACCCGGUUGCUAUCUCUCUACAUACAGUCCUCACACUUUUUUCUACCUAGUUGGCUCCUACAAUCUAAUUCAACCAUUUAUUAGCAUCAGUUUAGUAUAUUGCUGCCUACAUCCCUUCCCCACUCCCCUACUCUUCCUCUCCCCCACCACCCCAACCCCCCCCCCCAACCAAAAAAAAAAAAGAAAAAAAAUUCCCAUUUCCCACAUUUAUCAUUUGGGCUGUGGAUUCUUGAUCAGAUCCACUCAUCGCCACUGACUGACUCCUUCAUCAGCCAUGGCUGAGAAGGUCACUGUAAUGAGACUCAAGGUUGAUCUUCAAUGCCCCAGCUGCUACAAGAAGGUCAAGAAAAUCCUCUGCAAAUUUCCUCAAAUCAGAGACCAGGUAUAUGAUGAGAAGCAAAAUCUGGUGACCAUCACCGUUGUGUGCUGUAGCCCGGAGAAAAUCCGCGACAAAUUAUGUUGCAAGGGUGGCAAAGUCAUUAAGAGCAUUGAGAUCGUGAAGCCACCCCCACCACCAAAGCCCGAGGCGAAAGAAAAGCCUAAGCCGCCAGAAAAGCCUCCCAAAAAACCAGCUGAAAAGCCGAAGGAUCCUGUCGAAAAACCCACAGGUAUAGUAGUUGAAAAGCCGAAGGAUCCUACACCACCACCACUACUAGCAGCAACGGUUCCAACUGAACCGUACUCGCACCUGUCAGUUCCAGCGGGGUUCUGCUGUGUCCCAUGUUCAGAAGGGUACAGGGGGGGACCAUGCUACUAUGGGUACGGGCAGCCUGUGCCGCCGCCACCCUAUUAUUAUAGCUAUGGUUAUGGGUAUGGGAAGGGGUACCCGUACAGCCGCUGCGAUUAUUUCAGUGAGGAGAACACUGGAAAUUGUACGAUUAUAUGAGUGGAGCGGAGAAUUUGAUGGGGUGCCUCUAGUGUGAUUCUAUGGUAGUAUGUAUGUAGUCAGGGCGACCUAUACAAGGAAGAAGAAAAUAAUACUAAUGAACGUGCAACAAUGGAUGCUUCGGUGAAUGUAUUUUCGGAAAGAGACAUUGGUAUGAUGAGAGCGUUUUGACGAAUUGAAUAGGAUCUGGUUCGGAUGGUUGAUUGUAGCAACGUCCUCCAAAUUAUGAACGGACCCCAUGUAAUAAUAAAAUGUUUUUAAGUUUGGUCAACAAUAAAAGAACAACGGUAGUAUGAUCAUUGAUCAUCAGCCAAACUUCCCGAAGACCCCAUGGCAGUAAACUAGUAUAUAGUGGCACAGACAGAGGCUCGCUCGCUCGCUCGCUCUAGAGUAUUAAUUACUAUUGGAUUGGUCUGGUUGUCUGUAAUAAAUUGUCAGCGGUCCAGGCUGUCGUCCAUUAUUAUUACAAAAUAAUUGAGGUGCGACGUUAUUAAAAUGUUUUCUAGACAAA